Prunus armeniaca (apricot) is the source of this 381-nucleotide messenger RNA. The record is from the annotation of a GenBank genome assembly. Lineage: Eukaryota; Viridiplantae; Streptophyta; Magnoliopsida; Rosales; Rosaceae.
AUGGCGGGCAGUGAUAAUAUCAGCACCCACAGCCACAAGGAUUUCUACAAAGUUUUGGAGGUUGAUUAUGAUGCAAAUGACGAGAAGAUCAGAUUCAAUUACCGAAGGCUUGCUCUGAAGUGGCAUCCUGACAAGUACAAGGGUGACAGUGACGUUACGACAAAGUUUCAAGAGAUUAAUGAAGCUUAUGAAGUGUUAAGUGAUCCUGCUAAGCGACUUGACUAUGAUUUAACUGGAACUUAUGAGAUUGAUAAGUACACUUUACGGGAAUAUCUUGCCAGAUUUAAAGGAAUGAUACUUACGUGCAAUGGGCUGGGUAUUGGCCAUACAUCAACAUGGACAAAACAAGUGAUGGAAACUGAUGGCUUAAGCGAAAAAUAA